Aedes albopictus (Asian tiger mosquito) is the source of this 6351-nucleotide messenger RNA. It is a transcript of the gene PAPLA1, whose product is annotated as mucin-5AC. NCBI's taxonomy places the organism in Eukaryota, Metazoa, Arthropoda, Insecta, Diptera, Culicidae. Gene Ontology annotation, cellular component: cytoplasm; COPII-coated ER to Golgi transport vesicle. The coding region runs from base 434 to 5422 and encodes 1662 amino acids. The record is from RefSeq and is a predicted model, not a curated record. The transcript has 5 exons. Gene Ontology annotation, molecular function: glycerophospholipase activity; metal ion binding.
ACGUUUCGUGUUCGUCCCGACCGACCGUUCCAAAACUGCGAAAUUCUCGCGAACUGUUCGCCGUACGUGCAAAAAUAAAUCGUUUUGCCAUCAUCGUUGGAUCAUAAAUUGUUCCGGUCGUUCCGUAAUUUCACGGAAUUCCUAAGUUUCUUUCGUUUUCCGUCGUUUAAAGUGCGUGUUCCGAGUGAGUGUCCCUCGAAAUUUUGAGCAUUUUGUUGAACGUGUUCACUGUGUUUACAUUUGUGGAAAGUGGUCUCGUUGUGCAAAUUGGCACGAAAAACAACCCGAUAGAAUCGAAGCCUUCUGGGGGAAAAGUGUCCUAUUGACCCCGAUUUCAGAAGUACAUAUCGUCAAAACAGGUUCUACGUGAAGAUUCUGCAGCCCACGGUAGUAUCGGAGAAAGUGAACCUGUAGUAGAGUGUGCAGCAGCGCGAUGAUGUCUGCUAGCGGUGAGGGGGCGACACCUUCGCCGCUACCGCCGUCGUCGUCGACGGCGGGGGGUGGAAGUGGUGCUACCAAUAAAAGUGACACGUCGUCACGAGCCGCAGCCGCUCCGGUGAAGAAUCCGCUGCUCAGUAUGCAGGUGACCGGGCUGACGUUGGAUGAUUUUGCCCAUCAUGCGUUACUGCUUCCGGCGGCCCCGCCGCCACCGCCACCCAAGGAACCUACUCCACCGCCGCUGCUGGAAGUGAGCCGCGAGUCGGAAACAACAGACAUAAGAAAACCCAUAGUUUUCGGUGGAGCAGUUCCUGAGCUUCAAGACCCAGAUAGUUUUAGCGAAAUAGAUCUACACUCGACGGCAGAUUCGCUGAGCAACGCACCUCCUUCGACUAACGAGUACAAUCCCUUACUGGAUCUGGAAGAUUCGGAACAGCGGGAACCAAAUUCGUACCUUCAGCAGACAUCUGCCUUGACAGCACAAUUUGCAGCUCAGUUGCCAAACGUCGCCUCCACGGUUUUCUCCACAUUUAGUCGAGUAAUCAAGGGAACAUCGCCAGGCCCCCAGCAACCACUAAGCCAAUCGUUAGCUGUAGAACAGCCUUCGUUUCCUCCGCCAGUAGUCGCCUAUGAUUACUCCCAGCCGGAGAGAUACAUUCAGGACUCGAACAGCUACUUAGCUCAACAACAACAGCAAGGACCUCCACCGCCACCACCUACCUUCUUCAACCCAGAGGCGAUUAGUCAGUCUGGACCGGCUCAUCCUCCUCCAGCAACUGCAGCUGGUUCCAAUACCUACCGCCUAGGCGGCGCAAAAAAGAAAACCUACGCUCACAUUCCGGGUCUGAGCACCGCAGGACCACCGCCAACAGUGGUAGCUCCAGUGCAAGCCCAAGACCUUAGUCACUUCGCUCCACCUCCGGAAGUAACUUCUGAAGCUGCUAGUCGAGAUCAAUCGCAAAAGCCAGGCUUUUCGUUUUUUGAAAAACUACCAAACCUCUUAGAGAAGAUCCCAAAGCCGGCAUUCACCGGAUCGCAGCAACCAUCGGUACCUCCCAAUCCUACUAACUACUUUGGAGGACCAACUGUACAACCUUCAGUCUCAGAACCAUUAGUGACUCCUUCCAAUCCUCCCAACUAUUUUGGAGGACAAUCUGUACCGCAGCAUCCUCCUCUAGAAGUAUCACCAUUCGCCCAAUCUCUACCUUCACAGCCGACCUUAGAAUCGCUUGAUCCUCCUACUAGCUUACCACCUCCUCCAACGUUCUUCACUCCAGCUCAAAUCCCAUCGGUUCCAAACCUCCCUCAUCAUCAGCCCUCAAAGAAUCCCUACAGCUCCAGCCAUCUGAACAGGUCUUCUGGUCUGUACAAAAACGCCUUAUCAUCUACAACUCCAGCGACAAUACCCACAUUCCUUCCAAAUCAAGAACCACCCAAAAUAUCUUCCCCUACCAAUUUCUUUCAACCACCUUCCUUCGAAGCUCAACCUGCACCACCUCCCGUGCAAUUCUUCAAUCCUCAGCCUGUCCCUAUCCCCGUCGAACACCCGACGUCUAUUUUCCCCGCUACUACUGUUGAUCCCAUCGUAUCAUCUUCGUCCCGUCCCCAGUCCUCACUGAGUGAAUCGUUAACGCGAAAGUCUAGCCUCUUCGCUCCGUUUGAGAAAGAUCCAGAGUCCAUAAAUAAAACCGUUCUUGAUAGUCGCUCGAAAUCCAGCGAAAACGUCCUCUCGCCUCCACCACGACCCAACUCAAACCUCAGCGAGCCGGCACUCUUCAGUAGCGAAGGACAGCCACUCAGUUUGUUCAAUCCCGAAGCGCUCAGUUCACCAACUCCACCGGCUCCACAAGUACCUGUAGGCUUUUUGCAGCCGCAGCAACCGCAACACCAGCCCAUAGACACAGUGAAUUUCUUCAAUCCGUCGCUUGUAGCUCAGGCACCGCCGGAACUGCCUCCGCCACCGUCGAUUGCAUCGUUGGGAUCCAAACCAUACAAUCUUCAGAAAACUAAGAGACCUACUUACGCAGUUCCUCCGAGUCUGACGAACUCAUCCACGGUUCCAUUGCCUGCUCCUUUGAAUCAAUUUACGGUGCCAGUUCCACCAACACAACUCUUCAACCCGGUAGCCGCGGAUCCAUUCGACUUGACCGCACCACAACUGCAGCAACAACAACCACCACCAAAUCAAGCGCAACCUGUUUCUUUCUUCAACAACAACAACAUAGUAGAUUCAACCGCGACAACCUACUUCAAUCCGGUUGCCGUCGCACCGCCACAGGACUUGAACGCAAACUCCGGUCCUCAACCAACUUUAUUUAGUCCACAACCGACACAACAACUGGAACCGCAGCGUCCACCAUCCGCCGUCAGCCAGUUCUUCUCCUCGGCUCCGAACGACAUAAACGCCAACUUCGCCAAUCUCCAGAUAUCGCCGCCAAAACCCAAAGAACCCCUUACGAAUCCCUCGGACUUCUUCAAUACCGAUCUCUCGCCAGCACAACCCUCAGUUGCAACAACGGGUCAAUCACAAUCGCAAGUGAAGCUCUUUAGCUUCUUCGGACAACCACCGGCGAUCGAGCCGGCUAACGUUCCCGCUACAGCACCGGUCCUAUAUCCUCAGGACAGCGUCGACCAAGCUUCACUAUCCUUGGAGGAUUCCCCCUCGAAGGGAACCGACGGUAGUGACGAUCAGCAGCUAAUUCAGGUCAUCGAGCCGGAACCGGUGGACCAGAGCAACGCCGUAAACGACUCGCAGCUGGACGACCGAUACGACGACCCAUCCGAGCAGGAACGCAUCGGCAACGCCCCGGAACCGAUCUUCAGCAGCGACAAUCUGUUCGAGUUCAAAAAGUCCGCCUUCGAAGACGACACGUACUCCAAAGACGUGCUGAUCGACGCCAACAGUAGUAGCAUGGCAGCGAUGACGGCCACAGCAGUGCCACCCUCUAACUCGGCCAUCGUCGACAGUUCGAUGGCUUCGAUUACGGAAGCUUCUACCAAUAUCGCUUAUCGGCCGAUCUACCGGCACUGGUUUUUCAAGCGAGAAAUCGAAUCCAAGGUCAUCUGGACACCGUUCUCGAUGAGCGAUUCGUUGGCUCUGGAAGAUGCUUUGCCGUUGAUUAGGAAUGAGGACGCAGACGACACGGCUGAACCGAGCAGCCCGGUGAUCGUACACGUUGACGGUGGUCGUCAUGACGUUAUGGUCAAGGAUCGCAAGAUGACUCCGGUGUACUGGAAGGGUGCUUCCCAGGAAGUCCGUAGAUGCUCGUGGUUCUACAAGAACGUGGAUUCAAGAUACGUACCGUACGAUGAAGAAGUGGCCGAACUGCUGGAGCGUGAAUACAAGGAGGCAGCUACUUCUGGGGAGUGGCAUCGACGGGUUGUUGUACCCAAUGGGGAAACGGUUGUAUUCCACGGACCUUCGGUGAUCGUUCACUUUCUACAAACGCAAAACCCGGAUGCUUGGGGAGGAAGCUCACCGGUUCCUCCAACGACGAAUCGACCGCGCAUCGUCAAGCGAGGUGUCGACGAGUUUAACAUAGAAGACGGCGAACCGGAAAGGGUAGAUCAUCUCCUGUUCAUGGUUCACGGUAUCGGCGAGGCAUGUGAUCUCCGUUUUCGACCGGUUGAAGAGGUGGUCGACGAGUUCAGAAGUAUUUCAGCACAGUUGGUUCAGAGCCACUACCGAUCCUCGUUCGAUCGAGGUGAUAUCGGACGGGUAGAAGUGUUGCCAAUUUCGUGGCACAAUGAUCUCCAUUCGGAAGAGUCCGGGGUCGACAAGAAACUGAAGGCUAUUACGUUGGAAUCGAUUCCGAAGUUGCGCAACUUCACCAACGACACCGUGCUGGAUGUGCUGUUCUACACGAGCCCGAUGUUUUGUCAGAAUAUUAUUGACGCAGUUGGCAAUUCGUUGAAUCGGCUGUACGCGUUGUUCUUGGAGCGGAAUCCGUCAUUCAAGGGUGGCGUUUCGCUUGCUGGACAUUCUUUGGGAUCGCUGAUUCUGUUCGAUUUGCUGUGCCAUCAGAAGGGUACGCCCAUGGAAACGGAGAAUUCGGAGAACCCGGAUCUGUCACCUUUCCUCAGCACUCACCCGACCCCGCGUCCGUUGGCGCACAAAUGUUGCCAACAACAGAUCAACUACGAAGUAGGCCCCGCUGGAACCGGACAGCCGUACAUUGCCUAUCCCCAGCUGUUGUUCAAUCCCAAGAAAUUCUUCGCCCUUGGUUCUCCGAUUGGCAUGUUUGUGACCGUUCGCGGAAUUGACACACUUGGCCUGGACUUCAAGUUGCCGACCUGCGAGGGAUUCUUCAACAUCUUUCACCCCUAUGACCCGGUAGCCUAUCGAAUCGAAGCCCUCGUCAACCCGGAUCUUAGUACACUGCGCCCCGUUCUGAUUCCGCAUCACAAGGGCCGCAAGCGGAUGCAUCUGGAAUUGAAGGAAACGAUGCUUCGUGUCGGAACCGACUUGAAGCAGAAAGUACUGGACACAUUCCGAAACACGCUGGACGCGGUCUACUCGAUCACAUCAAUGCACAGACCCGAUCGCAAAGCGAUCGAAUGCGAAGUGGACAAAGUUCUGGAAGACCAGCUCAAGUUCGAAACGGGAUCGUCCUCGUCCACCUCGGAUCUGGAUACGGGCGAGACGGACUUGCCGCUGGGCAAGCUCAACCAAACGCGUCGGAUCGAUUACGUCCUGCAGGAAGCCCCACUGGAGUUCUUCAACGAGUAUCUGUUUGCGCUGACUAGUCAUGUUUGUUAUUGGGAAUCGGAAGAUACGAUGCUGUUCCUGAUGAAGGAAAUCUACUCCAGCAUGGGGGUCCAGAGCGACAGUCAGAUCCCGCAGCAAUCGAUGACGAUCGAACGACCACGGGUGGUGAGCCCAACACCGGCGGGAAGCGCGGCCGCAGUCAACUUCAACCUGUACCCCCAGCAACCGACCACGAGCGGAACGGUGACGGGGAUGCCGGGUGCAACGGGUCGAUAAGUUACUGUAAUGCUUGAGAGGUAUCGUAUGUGCGUAUGUAUGUUUUACCAGCCUAUUUCUACGUGUUUUUAAUACUGUUAACAUUAUAUCGUGUACUACUAUUAUUAAACGAGAGACAAUUUAUGUUCGUAGUUUUUGAUUAGAAAACACUAUUUACUUAUUUCGUUGCAAGGUAUUUAUAAAUUGAAUGGGCGUGUGUAUGUUUGCCAAACGGUAUCGGUUGUGAAUCAUUACUUUGAGUUUUGAUUGAGUCUUUUGAUUGAGAUUCAAAAGUAAACGUAAUCAAAAUUUGUACAUCCUGAUUUUAUCGGAGAACAUUCGGUCUGUAAAGAUUGUCCUGCAUUUCUAUCACAAAAUGUGCCACAUGAAGGCCAACAAAUUAGGAAUCAAAUUUAUAUUACUGUACUCUAAGGGCCGAUUUCUUCACCUCGGCUUAACUCGUAAGCCAGGCUUACCCAUAUAGUUAAACCUGGCUUAACGCCUAAGCCAGGGUGAAGAAAUCGGCCCUGAAAGCAUUUAGAAUGUGCAUUAACUCUAUACGCAGAACCAAUUGAACACAAAAAAUAUUAAUUGCAUUUUAAAGCCAGCAUAUUGGCCAGCAUGGUUUUCACAAAAUAAAUUGAAUUUUAUUUUGUUUCUGAUAACGCCAUAAUAAAAAGUUUGUCAAUGUUCCGCAUUCUAAACCGAUAUCGUUUGGAUUUUGAAUGAAUGAAAUUGACUGCAAGAACUGAUCGUUUCGUGUACAUUUUACUAAUACGAGAAGUAAAAGGGAAAACAAGAUAAGUUGAUAGAUGAUUUUCAAUAAUUAUUAUUUUACGUGGGAAGAUCGAUGUCCACUAGCUGAAACGCAGAUAGAUGCAAUUUACUAAAAAAAGUGCAUAGCUAGCCCAAAUAGCCUGUAAGAUAUAACAUGUAAGCUCAACUAUCAA